Messenger RNA from Labeo rohita (rohu), 2785 nucleotides. RefSeq names its product hematopoietic SH2 domain-containing protein. The transcript has 9 exons. Gene Ontology annotation, cellular component: cytoplasm. Bases 112 to 1704 code for a protein of 530 amino acids. Lineage: Eukaryota; Metazoa; Chordata; Actinopteri; Cypriniformes; Cyprinidae. The record is from RefSeq and is a predicted model, not a curated record.
GACCUUUUCCGCUCUCUUUCUCUCUCACUCACACAUGCAUUUAAACAGGAUGAGGCAGAAACACUCAAGAACAGAUAGAAAGAGGUAGCAUUUUACAUCCUGCACUUGAGCAUGGACUUUGACUACCAAAAACUUAAAGAUGCUGAAUCUCACCAGAGAGAACAGCGACUGAGCGCUCUUCCUGUCCAACAUCCAAGACCAAAGCCCCGUCCAUCUGUAGUUCCAGAGAACCAUCCCACAACCAAGAAACCUCCCGUAAAGCCCCGGCGGAGCAUAAAAUGUCGUUCCACAGCACAACAAGAGACAGAGAAAUUAAACCAGGGACCUCAGAAGGAAAAUGAGACGACAGUGAAGCGGAUAGAUCCUGCUCUGGUUUUGGGUCCCGUGAGGCCCCUGGAGUCUCUGGCUCCAUCUCUGCGUGCUCACACUCUGCUGUGGUUUGAAAGAACGCAGCUGCCUCGACUGCACAGGCCCGGACAGCCUCUUCCCCGCUGGCUCCAUGGUUUCGCUACACGCAGGGAAGCGGAACAGCUGCUGCAGGAUAAGCCACAAGGCUGUUUCCUGUUGAGGCUCAGCGAGUCAAAGAUCGGCUUUGUGCUGUCUUACAGAGGAGAGGACCGGUGUCGUCAUUUCAUAGUUGAAGAGGAGGAGUGUGGAUCAUCUGGUAGUGUAUAUCUAAUUGCUGGAGAACACAGCCGUCAUAGAAGCCUGGAUGAACUAAUCAGCUACUACACCCAUAAUCCUGUGGGGCCCUUUAAUGAGAUACUGACUGUGCCUUGUAUACAGCCUGAUGGGGGCUUUGCGGAAAUUAAUAGGUGGACUGUGAAGGAUGGAGAAGAAGAGAGAAAUGGAAAAGCAAUGAAUCAAGAGGAGCAAACAAAACUGCCCAUGGCCGUCGGUCCAGCUGUUCUGAAUUCAUUAUCCACAAACCCCUCCUUACAGACCACUUCUGUUACAGAAGAGCCUGUGCAGUAUGCAGCCGUGAGAAAGCCACUAAAAAAGACCUACUCGCUGCCAGAAUGCAAGUGUGGAACUGAAAUAGCGCCACCUGGUUUAGAAAAUGGCAGUUUUGAGCAUGCUGAAAGACCCAUAAAUCUUAGUCCAACAGUGGAUCAAGCUUCUUUUGUGGAUGUCCCAUAUGCUCGAGUUAACAAACCCCCCAGAGCAGUAUCAGAAAAUACCCCCAACUUUAGUGCCCACCCUGACCUCCAGGGAGCAACAGCAGCCUUUAUUCCUCCAUCCAUCCCAAACUUUGACACAACAGCAGGAGACCCAAAAUACUGGAAAUUGGAGCCCAUUCACACUUAUGAAGAAACCCCCCACACACGCAGACGUCCAGAAGAGAUUGACUGCUAUGCCGUGGGGUGGAGGAGGCAGGCGUCAGGAGAUGAAGUUAACCUUCCAAAGAAUCACCUGUAUUCAGAGGUGAACAUCAGGGGUGCCCAAGAAGGCCUUGCUGUACCAAGACCCGGGCCUAGUCUUCCUCUUAGACCACCCCCAAGAUCUGCUCAUGGUCCUUUGCGACCAGAGCUCACCGGACAGAGUUUUGGUGUGCCUCCACUGACGACUCAACCUCAAAACUCUGGUUUUCAUCAUUCAGAGCAGCCAUAUCUGAAUGCUUCCGCCAGCUCCAUUUAUGAGCAGAUUCCAGAAAGACCAACCAGCUCUAGAGCAUGUCCGCCCCCACCAAACCCCAAACGCUGAUCUCAGGAUUAUGCAGACCUCUGAAUUCACCCAGAGUAUUUCCUUUAUAAACACUCUGUAUAAUUUCAAAAAAAACAUCAUAAUUAUAAAUUAGGAUGACAUAUAUGUGUACCAAAAUAUUACAUUGUUUAUAAGCUGUAUAUACAUUUCUAAGGCUUGUUAAUGGUGACUUCCCCAUGGAGGUUAUAGGCAUGUUUUUCAUUUAUUUAAAUUGUAAUUGUAUCUGGAUAUACAUUUUUCCAUAGAAUCAGUCACUUAUUCAAAGUUACAAUUGCACAGUAAAUAAUUUCAUAAUUAAUCAAAUAUAUUAUUCAGAUUACCAACCACAGAUUUUGUUUGUGUCAGUGAACUGCAGACCUCCCUAGUCAUUUUUAAUUACCUAAAGAUUGAUGAUAGCUUCAAGUGAGGUUUAGUAGACCAUAAUAUAACUAUCUUGAAUUAUUUAGCUGAUGAUAUUACCGUAAAAGACUAAGAAUGCACUAAUCAUUGCAGGAAAAGAACAUCACAGAACAAGAAAGCAGACACACAGAUGAAAGCAUAUUUCAGUGAGUGACAAGACACACAAUGACAGCAUCUCUGUAAAACCCUCUUUUAUUUCCACAAACAAGCCCCAUGUUGAUCAUGAAGAGCUGAACAGUUCUGUUUAGUAUGUCUGAGCAUGUAGCAUUUGAGAAUCAGUACAAAAAGAAAAGAAGAAAACUAAAAUAAAAUGGUGCACCUGAAGCCACCCUGGAAUGGCCAUUUUAAAUACCAAAUGCAGUUGGUGAUCCUCCUUUUUGCUUAUGCCUCUAACUAAUUUUCUGAUGAAGACCAACAUCACUUAAAAACAAAUCAUAUUAAAUCAUUGACCAUUUACCCCAAUAUGGGUAAUUAAUUUAUUCAAAAACAACAUUCUCAACUCCCACCCACCAUAAUUCUCUUUAAUGCCCACCCCCCCCAUUCCCACAAUGAUCCCUGAUCUGUUUUUGUCUUGUAUUAGAUAACUCAAUUCUUUUUGCUCUUCGGUGAGUCAUACUUUCUCUUGCUGGAGUACCACAGGAGCAGAGGAAUGCCAAUGGAGGGAAGGGUCAUGACACCAAAA